This is a messenger RNA of Solanum dulcamara, 1071 nucleotides long. RefSeq lists its product as uncharacterized. NCBI's taxonomy places the organism in Eukaryota, Viridiplantae, Streptophyta, Magnoliopsida, Solanales, Solanaceae. The record is from RefSeq and is a predicted model, not a curated record. Bases 1 to 1071 code for a protein of 356 amino acids. The transcript has a single exon.
AUGAUGCAAAGUCCUAGGAAAUAUGGGAAAUGCAUGACAGUGACAACGAGGAGUGGUAAGGUACUUUCUAACACUAUUAUUAUAGGCGCUAAGCAAACUAAAGAUACAUUUUCUAAGAUUGAUGGGCAGGCAAGGCAUCAGACAAAUACGGUAGUUAUGUUCAAUGAAGAUGAUGAGGCUGAUGAGCUAGUAUUGGAGUGGAAAAAUACAAGGGAGAAUAAUGGUACAAAGCAAAUAGAGGCAGACGGACCUUACCCUUUUCCACCUAUUCACAAGCCGCCACCGCCAUUUUCCUAUUUAUUGAAGAACAAGGCCGAGGAUGGCAUAUUUCUGAAGUUUAUUUCAAUGCUUAAGGAAAUAUUGGUCAACAUUCCAUUGGUGGAAGCGCUAGAGCAAAUGCCAAGUUAUGCCAAGUUCAUGAAGGAUUUGGUUACAAAGAAGAGGACAGUUUCUUUUGUGCCAGCUGACAAUUUACAUCAGUGUAGCGCCAUUUCCACAAGAUCAUUGGUGGAAAAGAAGGAAGAUUCAGGAGCAUUCACCAUUGGUGCUUUCAAUUUUUCAAGGGCUCUAUGUGAUUUGGGAGCUAGCAUUAAUUCAAUGCUACUAGCCAUCUACAAACAGUUGGGCUUGGAAGCCCCCAAACAGACUUCUAUGCGGCUACUGAUGACGGAUAGAUCUGUGAAACAUCUAAUAGGAAAUUUUUGUGAUAUGUUGGUGCGAGUGAGCAAGUAUAUUUACCCUGCUGAUUUUGUCAUACUGGAUUGCCAAAUUGAUUUUGAGGUUCCGAUUAUCCUAGGGAGACCAUUUUUGGCGAUUGAUAGAACAUUGGUAGAUGUAGAGCAUGGAGAAAUUACAUUUAGUAUAAAAAAUAAAGACAUUAAGUUUAAUGUAUAUGGCUCCAUGAAGCAUCCAAAGGAUAUGACUGUGAUAUCUUUUUUCAAUAUUGAGGUAGAGAAUAUUAUUGAUGUGCCUAUUAAGGAAAGGCUUGCUGCUGACCCUUUACCAGCUAUAAUGAUGAAUUUUGAUGGUGAUGGUAUUGAGGGGUACGAUGAGUCUGUAAAUGCUUUGUAG